AUGUUGGAAUCUUUGUUUAUUCUCAUGGAUUUUCAGAUACCCAUCAAGAAUAUCAAAGGGUCUGCUUAUGAUUCUGAUAGUUAUGUCGAUGGUAAUCGUAAAGGUAACAACUUGGUGUCUGAAAAUGGGAUUUUCGAAUUUGGGUUUUUCGAGAAAGAUGGUGGCGAAUUCGUAGUGGAGAUUAGGUACAAUUUAGGUCUCAAAACAGCAAAUUUGCCUAUUUGGACUGUUGGUGGUGGUGUUAGGGUUCCAAUCAAUUCUACAUUGAAACUUUCCAUGGAUGGGAGACUGAUCUUGUUCGAAAACCCUAGUAAUUCCAUAGUUUGGAGUAGUAAUACUUCAAAUUCAGGAGUUGAAUCCGUCACCCUCUUGAACAACGGCAAUCUAGUUCUAAUCGACAGUCAAAAUACAGUCAUUUGGGAAAGCUUUCACCGGCCGACCAACACCUUGCUCCCCGGCCAAUUUCUCCGUUACCCACAAAAUCUCAGACCCCCUUCCACAAAAUCGAUUACCAGUUACUACACAUUUGUAAUCCAUCCAGAAGGGAUCGCUUUAAUGUGGGAAAGCAACAUCACUUACUGGAAACCCAAUUUGAGCACUUCACGUGCAACAAUCAAAGAAGUUCGAUUCGAUUCAAAUGGCGUUUUGGGUCUAUACGAUAAUAGUAAUAAAGUUAUUUGGUCGAUAUCAAGUACCGAUUUUGGUGACACUUCUGUGAAUUUAAGGCAUCUCAGAAUCGAUCAAGAUGGGAACUUGAGAAUAUAUUCAUGGAAUAAUGUUCUUCGUUCUUGGAAAGUUGGUUGGCAAGCUGUAGAAGAUCAAUGCAACGUGUUUGGUUCUUGUGGGUUAUACAGCGUUUGUGGGUAUAAUUCCACCGGCCCCAUUUGUGGUUGUUUGUAUUCCGAUUCCAUAGACGAGGGGAAUUCCAUUCCUUCAUCUGAUUCCGGUUCGGGUUCUGGGUGCAAGAAAAUGGUUGAUUUAGCAAACUGUAAACAUCAUACAAGCAUGUUGGUAAUGAAACAAACCGUUCUUUAUGGAUUAUACCCUCCUCAUGAUAUCGAUAUGAUGUUGAGUGAAGAAUCUUGUAAAGAAUAUUGUUCAAAUGACACCACGUGUUUAGCACUAACUUCAAAGAAUGAUGGGUCGGGUUUAUGCACUUUGAAAAGAACCGGAUUUAUUAGUGGAUCUACAGGCCCUUCAAUCCCUUCAACUUCAUUCUUGAAGGUUUGUUUAGUCCCACAGGCGGUUGCCACCAAGGGUGGCAACCCUAAUGCCGCCCCUAAAUCAAUAUCUUUCCCAUUUCAAGGUAACUAUAGAAAGGUUAUAGGGGCAAUUGCUUUUGUAAUUUUAGUGACAGUUUCGGUUAUUUUAGGGAUUCAGAUGUUUACCCUUUUGUUUGUUUAUCACAAAAGGCGAAAAAACUCUGAGAAGAUAGUUAUAGGGGCAAAAACAAACCUUAAUAAUAUUGCACUUGUUCGAUUAUCUUUCAAGGAAGUGGAAGAACUCACUUCAGGAUUUUCAACUCCUCUUGGGUCUUCAGUGUUCAAAGGGGUACUACCGGAAAAAAUGGCGGUGGUGGUGAAGGUGGUGGAGGGAACGGUGGUGUCGGAGAAGGAGUUUGUGAAGGCGACAGCGGUCUUGGGCGGCACCCACCACCGGAAUUUAGUGUCUGUAAAAGGGUUUUGCUUUGAGCCGAAACAGAAGGUGGUGUUAAUUUAUGAAUAUAUCUCAAAUGGGUCUGCUGACAAAUGGGUAUUUGAGGAUCAAAUUGAAAGAAAUUGGCAAAAAAGAGUUGAUAUUGCUCUUGGGGUUACACGUGCUCUUGCGUAUCUACACACUGAAUGUCAACUAUGCAUUCCUCAUGGAAAUUUGAAGCUUGAAAAUGUGUUGUUUGAUGAAAGAAUGGUGCCAAAAUUGACUGAUUUUGGGAUUAAAAGUUUUUUGUGUUCAUCUUCAUCGUCUUCAUCAAACCAGUCUCCAUCAGAGGAAGAUAUUUACAUGCUUGGGAAACUGUUGAUUGAGAUUGUGUUGUGUUGUAGGGAUGCAGCAGGAGAUUAUAGUUUGGAUCAAGUGAUGGAGAAAGUGAUUGUAGAACAGAAGUAUUUAGAUAAUGAGGAUUUGAGUGGGGUUGAAAGAGUGGUGAGGAUUGCUUUGUGGUGUAUGCAAAAUCAGCCAUUUUUGAGACCUUCGGUUGGUGAAGUGAUGAAGGUGUUGGAAGGUACACUUUCUGUUGAUAGACCACCAUCAAGCUUUGCUUAUAGAUAUUGUGAUGAUACAGAGAAGGAAGGUGUGGUUGUUGUAGGAGAAAUAGAGUCAGGAUCUUAG
Molecule: messenger RNA, 2325 nt
Organism: Lactuca saligna
Lineage: Eukaryota; Viridiplantae; Streptophyta; Magnoliopsida; Asterales; Asteraceae
Source: the annotation of a GenBank genome assembly